AUAAAAAGAAUCUCCAAUCAAUCAAUCAUUAAUCUGAGCUUCAAAUUGUGAAUAUCAUCGACAAAAUCAAAAUCAAAAUCAGUUUUGAUCCUCCACAAACUUCGCUUUUCAACUCCUCCACUCCACUCCGCCACGCCCACCACAGCCCAAGCAAAGGUCAAGACUCAAGAAUCAGAUCCCUCCCUCUCUCCCUCUCUCUCCUCCAAAAGGGCUCCACACUCAAUCCUUUUCGGCUGCGUGUUUGUGUCAUGUCGUCUCAAUUUAUGAAUUCAAAUUGAUUUUCAGGGGCUCCGCCCGGUGUUGAAACCUCUCACUGUUUUGCGUGCCGAGGCAGGCUGGAUUGAAAUCGGGAUUUUGUUACAUGCUUGUUGCAGUUCUAGCCACAGAAGAACUCAAGUAGUACGAGAGCUUCCUGCAAGCAAUCUUUGGUUGCCAGUUAGUUCCUCGGAAUGUGAAUGAUUGGGUAAGUCUUUUUCCUGCUAGGACUAAGGAUUGUAGAAACUAUGCAAAAGGAUACUGGUUCAGGUGGCCCGUCGACUCCUGGGGGUCCUACUGUAAGAAUACGUCGGCGUAGAGCAUCAAAUGAGGUUUCUCCAGAAGUUAAUAAAGCUAACGGGGGCCAUUUACUCGUCAAUGAUAAUAACAAGUACAAGUCGAUGCUGGUCCGUGCAUAUUCAACCUUUUGGAUGAUUGGAGGAUUUGCCUUUGUAAUAUAUAUGGGUCACCUUUACAUUUGGGCUAUGGUGGUUAUUAUCCAAAUAUUCAUGGCCAAGGAGCUCUUCAAUUUACUUAGGAGAGCGAAUGAGGAAAGGCGCCUCCCUGGAUUUAGACUCUUGAAUUGGCAUUUCUUCUUCACAGCAAUGUUAUUUGUAUAUGGUCGCAUUCUCAGUCAGAGGCUUGUGAACACUGUGGCCACAGACAAAGUUUUGUAUAAGCUCGUGAGCAAAUUUAUCAAAUAUCAUAUGGUUACCUGUUAUUUCUUGUAUAUUGCAGGUUUCAUGUGGUUCAUUCUGACACUGAAGAAGAAGAUGUACAAGUAUCAAUUUGGCCAAUAUGCUUGGACGCAUAUGAUUCUGAUUGUGGUUUUCGCCCAAUCAUCAUUUACUGUGGCAAACAUUUUUGAAGGAAUUUUCUGGUUCCUUCUUCCAGCAUCACUUAUUGUUAUCAAUGAUAUUGCUGCUUACAUUUUCGGAUUUUUCUUUGGGAAAACUCCUCUGAUCAAGCUGUCACCGAAGAAAACAUGGGAGGGCUUCAUUGGGGCGUCUGUUACUACCAUGAUAUCUGCAUUUUGGCUUGCAAAUGUAUUGGGUCGCUUUCAAUGGUUGACAUGCCCUAGAAAGGACUUGUCAACUGGUUGGCUUCACUGUGAUCCUGGCUCAUUGUUUAAGCCAGAAAGUUUCACUGUUCCGCUGUGGUUUGCACAAUGGUUCCCUUGGAGGGAGAUUUCUGUCUUGCCUGUACAGUGGCAUGCUCUGUGCCUUGGUCUCUUUGCAUCGAUCAUCGCACCUUUUGGAGGCUUCUUUGCCAGUGGGUUUAAAAGAGCUUUCAAGGUUAAGGAUUUCGGUGAUAGCAUUCCUGGACAUGGUGGGAUCACUGAUAGAAUGGAUUGCCAGAUGGUUAUGGCUGUUUUUGCGUACAUAUAUCACCAAUCAUUUGUUGUGCCCCAAAGCUUAUCGGUCGAGAUGAUCAUGGACCAGAUAUUGGUGAACCUCACGUUCGAGGAGCUGCAAGACGUGUACAUGAAGCUUGGGGAGAUUGUUAUGGAAAGGCAGUUAGGGGAGGAGUCCUGAAAAUUAUGUAAUCUUCUCUGUUAUGUAUGUGCAUUUUCUGUUCUGUUGUCUUCUUUCUUUCUACUCUUGCGUUUCUGUCCGCGUGCAAAAUUAUGUACGAUAAUCUUAGAAGCAAGAUUCUCUGUUUUUGGCAUUGUAUAGUGUGUACUUGGUUUGAGUCUCUCCUGCCGUAUACUCGGAAUAUUUUAUUUUCUUUUGGUUAUAGAAUUAAGUUUGUUUUUCUC
Andrographis paniculata is the source of this 2014-nucleotide messenger RNA. RefSeq names its product phosphatidate cytidylyltransferase 1-like. Gene Ontology annotation, cellular component: endoplasmic reticulum membrane. Gene Ontology annotation, molecular function: phosphatidate cytidylyltransferase activity. The transcript is spliced from 12 exons. NCBI's taxonomy places the organism in Eukaryota, Viridiplantae, Streptophyta, Magnoliopsida, Lamiales, Acanthaceae. Bases 504 to 1790 code for a protein of 428 amino acids. The record is from RefSeq and is a predicted model, not a curated record.